Trichosurus vulpecula (common brushtail) is the source of this 917-nucleotide messenger RNA. RefSeq names its product pterin-4 alpha-carbinolamine dehydratase 1 (gene PCBD1). Gene Ontology annotation, biological process: tetrahydrobiopterin biosynthetic process. The coding region runs from base 116 to 430 and encodes 104 amino acids. Gene Ontology annotation, molecular function: 4-alpha-hydroxytetrahydrobiopterin dehydratase activity. NCBI's taxonomy places the organism in Eukaryota, Metazoa, Chordata, Mammalia, Diprotodontia, Phalangeridae. The record is from RefSeq and is a predicted model, not a curated record. The transcript has 4 exons.
UGCUAUCAAAGCAGCCAGGGAGCUUUGGCCUCAAACUGGUUGAGACUACCUCUCUAACUCUCUUCUGUCUCAGCUGUGGUCCUCCAGGGGAUUCUCUUGUGCACCCACUCCUGACAUGGCAGGAAAAGCGCAUAGACUGAGUGCCGAGGAGAGAGACCAGCUGCUGCCGAACCUGCGCGCCGUGGGCUGGAAUGAGCUGGAGGGCCGAGACGCCAUCUUCAAGCAGUUUCACUUUAAGGAUUUCAACCGGGCCUUUGGGUUCAUGACAAGAGUGGCCCUACAGGCUGAAAAACUGGACCACCACCCUGAAUGGUUCAAUGUGUACAACAAGGUCCACAUCACCCUGAGUACCCACGAGUGUGCAGGCCUGUCGGAGAGGGACAUUAACCUGGCCAGUUUCAUUGAGCAGGUGGCUGUGUCUCUGGCCUAGACCUUCUCACUCUCCCUCCCUCCCCCAUCCCUUCCACUUGCUGCUCUAGGAGGGUGAGGGUGUUGGGGACACAGGAAACCCUAGACGAUGAAUGGAUCAGACUCGGGGUUGUAGAGGGCUAGGUGGGGAAUGGACAUAGAAGCAAUAUGUGCAGUGAAAUGUUCCUUUGUUCUCAGCACUGCCCACUCCCUAGCCUCACCCUGUGCUGUGUGCAGAAAUUGUGCCAAGUCCAAUAUAAGGCAGCUAGAUAGAUGGGUCCAGGGGCAGCCAAGUUUUCUUCCCUUCUUGUAUCCCGUGAGUGCAACAGUGAAGUGAUGAUUUCCUCCUGCUGGCCUGUUUAACAUUUCUCCAUAAGCUACAGAAAUAUAACUGGGAGUCUGCUAACAAUGUCCUGUCCACUGUCACUUUGAGAUGGGACCCUUAAACCCAGUUGUAAUGGCCAUAUGUUACCUCAUACCUCCAAUAAAACUACCUGUGAUGUACUCGG